UUCCUCGCCAACCAAACGCGUUUCCGGCCCUACUCUAUUCGUCUUGAGUGGCAAACUGGAAGGCGCAGCAGCUGAGUUGCCAACAGCACAACCCCACCUUUUCCAUAGCGCAACCACCGGCAUUAGUACAUAAGGCCGAAGGACGAGGACACCCGGCUCGAGCAUGACGGGGGCGCACGCCUGGUUGCGGCACGGCCUCUGAUGACUGUCUGGUGCAAGUGCGCGAUUUCCACAUAUUGCCAGAUCCCGCUCCUAUGUAACCCGGCGAGCGAUUGAAACCCCACGUAGCGAUUUCAAAUUUGUCACCUCUUGUUAAGUUGUCACAUCUUUCCGCCACACUGCGUCCCUUAUAUUGAGUGCGCUUGCAGAUACCACCAGACCUUUUGUUGAUUUUCUUCGUUUUACAAACAUCACAAUGUCCGGCGACAUGGAGACGUGCAUGAUAUUCGUCGACGACUCCAACGUCUGGAUCGAGGCGCAAAAGUUCGCGGCGUCGGGCAACAGCCACAUGCCCAAGUUGCAAGACAGCGACCGCGACCCGCGUCUCCGCAUCGACAUUGGAAAGUUGGUCGGGAGGCUCCUGCGCAACCGUACCCAGGGCGGAUCGUUCCUCUACGGCUCCCGCCCACCACCCAAUGACUCGGUGUGGAAGGCCUUCGAGAAGAAGAAGUUCGAGACCAGCAUCUACGACCGCGCCUACAACGGCAAGGAAAAGGGGGUCGACAACGCCAUGUCGGUCGAGAUGACUGAUAAAGCUACAGAGUUGCGGGUGGAGGCUAAGUACACGGCUCAGACGGCUGCUGAGAAGGACAAGACUACUUUUGUCGUCAUUACGGGUGACCGCGACAUGAUGCCCGCCGUCGAGCGCGUGCUCAAGUGCAAGAUCCGCGUCGAGCUGUGGGGCUGGAGGUCGGGCAUUUCGCAGGCAUACCUGGACCUGGCGGCCACUGACGGCCUACUAUCGGUGUACCUGCUGGAUUCAAUAUUCGAAGACAUCUGCUUCACCGCGUACCGCUCCACGCGCAAGGUCCAGAGCGUUGUCGGUGGUAAGACGAUGGUGCUCCGCAAUGUCGACGAGAGCGGUGAGGAAGCUAUCUGCGAUCGGCUGCUCGAAACCAGGCAAUUGUUCUGGAAGACGCGGUGGGACGGGGAGGCGGACCUGUGCAUCGAGUUUCCCUACGUCGGCCAGAUGGAAAGACUGAUUCUCCGGGCCCGGCAGCUUCUACCUGACGUUACCAUCCUGUCGUGGCCCGAGUAUAGAGCCCGUUUCUACAACAAGGACCCCACGGAGGACGUGAAGACCGUCAAUAUGUAUAAGCUAUUGGAUCCGGAUUUUGUUGCGGAGGACGAGCAAGGUGGUGCUAAGAUUGAAGAGCGGCUGCAGAAUCCGACGUUCAAGAACGCGACUGAAAACGCCAGCGGCAACAUAAGCGGCAACGCAAGCGGCAACACCAACAGCACUGGCAGCGGUUACAACAGUGGCAACGCCAGCGCCGACGCCAGUGGAAACAUCAACAGUGCCAAUGACCGAGACACCGGCGACGACAGCGACGGGGGCGGCUGGGAAACCGUGGUCAACAACACCGACGCGGGAAAGCGCCACCGCCGCGUUGUCGACCAGCAACAGGACUGCCCCUACGGCCUGCGGUGCAAGAAGCAGGACGACUGCGGCUACCGCCAUAGCGCGCGGGAGCGGCACCUGUUCCAGCAGAACCCGAACCGGAACCUCGGCAUGCGCAACACCCAGAUGUGUCGGUACGCUGCAAACUGCUGGCGCGGGCGGGACUGCCUCUACGCACACAGCGAGGCCGAAGCGAGGUGUCUGGACUGUAAGCAGACGGGCCAUUUCAGAGGCGACGCUGCCAAGUGUCUUUUGCAAACCUAAGCGUGCCGCCGGUGUGUAUUAGGGGCCCGGUGUAUGACGGUGCUUGACUUACCUUAGGCUUCAAUCGUUUUGCCCAUGUUGACCGACUUGGCCCUGUAACUUGGCGGAGGCACAGCAGAGCAACGGGAUAUUGCUACCUACAUACAAUUCUUGGAUAGUCUUACCUAUGAAAUAAGUUCCAUGUAUUGUUUCACACCUUUCCUAUAAGUGGACCCCAGUGUUAGCCGCG
Molecule: messenger RNA, 2114 nt
Organism: Chaetomium fimeti
Lineage: Eukaryota; Fungi; Ascomycota; Sordariomycetes; Sordariales; Chaetomiaceae
Exons: 1
Coding region: 416-1885 (489 amino acids)
Molecular function (GO): metal ion binding
Source: RefSeq, a predicted model, not a curated record